Molecule: messenger RNA, 1130 nt
Organism: Drosophila guanche
Lineage: Eukaryota; Metazoa; Arthropoda; Insecta; Diptera; Drosophilidae
Product: mediator of RNA polymerase II transcription subunit 15
Exons: 2
Coding region: 28-981 (317 amino acids)
Source: RefSeq, a predicted model, not a curated record
CGUUCGUAAAUCAUUCGAUUCGUGGAUAUGUUCGCAGUGGCCUUGAUGCUGGCGUGCCUGGUGCUGGCUGCCCAGGCGCAGGUCUCCUUCCACACGGAUGCCAACACAAACUCCUACAGCGUAAAGACCCCGCAGCUGCAGCAGACCUUCACUCGUUACUAUGGAGCAGCCAAGCAGGAGCAGCCACAGGCACAGCCACAGCAGGAGGUGCAGCAGGAGCCGACGCAAACUGCCAGUCCUUUUGCUGUGUAUCAGCAGCAGGCAGCAGCUCGUGGUGGCAAGCCCAAGCCAUCCGCCGUGUCCACACUCCAGCAGCAGCAGCUGCAGCAGCAGCACGAACAGCAGCAGCUGCAGCAGCAGCAGCAGCAGCAGCAGCAACUUCUGGCACAGUCGGGCGUGGCAGGACAACGGGCCCAAGUGCCCACAUAUGCGGACCAAAUGCAGGCCGCCUUCCUCGACUACCAGCGGCAGCGAGCGGAGUUUGAGCAGCAGCAACAGCAGCUGCUGCAGAAGCUCUACCAGUACUAUCCGGACAUGUCGAACGGACAGGCUCAAGCUCAGACCCAGCCCGAUGCUGCUGGUUCACGUUUUGUCUACCGUCGCCCGCAGUUCGGAUCCAACGGGUUGCAGCAGCAGCAGCAGCAACAGCAGGGAGCAGCCCAAGGACAGGCCGUUCGUGGCGCAUACUCAGCGGGCGACAUCUACGCAGGAGGAGCGGGUGGCCGCGGUGUUCAGGCUGCCACCUCGAGCGGAGACUUCUACUCCACGCAGCAGCACAUGGGCUUCCUGCAGCAGCAGCAGCAGGACGUGCUCCGUGAGCAGCAGCAGCAGUUUGCCAACAGCCAGUUGGCACCCACAACCACCCAGAGCUACGGCAUGGCCGUGCCCAUGUCCUCGGUGCUCGGCUCCCCAUCCUUCCAGCCCUCCUCGGACGUCUCCCACGUGAGCUUCAGCAGUGGAAAUCUCAACUACAAUUUCUAGUCAGCCGCAAGCUGGGAAGGGAAUCCAGCCUUAAUCUUAAGCCGUUUUUUUUUUCUCGAUCUAUUUAGGGUUUCGUUUUGUUGUCCAAAUUCAAAGUACAAAACAAUUCAGGCAUUAAAUCGUAUAAUUUUGCUGCGAAUGAUGCAAAA